CAAGAUCACCAUUUAUCCUCCACUUUCUGUGUCCCAGGCCUAGGCUCUCAGGCUGUGGGUAGCGGUUUGGAUCCGUGAAAUUACCGCCUUCCAACGCCUCCUCUUCACUGUUAGUAAAUUACUAUCAUUCAGAUUCACUUGAGCAGACGCACGAUGAAGAGCUCUCGAACGUUUGAGAUAAUUUUUUUGAACUAUGCUUUAACAAUCUUUCAAAGUGAGGCUAUUAUUUUACCUUAUGGAGAGCGGGUUGGUGAUUCCAUUUUGGGCAACGGCGAUGAUGAAGUGUCAGAAGUCCUGCGCUUGAAAGAGCCUUUGUUUUUCUAUGACGCUCAGUACUACGAUCUUUACAUAGCGACCAAUGGGAUCAUUUUCCUGCAGCCUCCCCCCAGAGAGAGUGGAUAUGUUGACAGGGCUUUUCCUUUGGGGUUUCCUGCCAUCGCACCUUUUCUGGCGGACAUAGACACCAGCGGGGGGAGGGGGUCUGUGUAUUACCGGACGGAGGAGUCGGUGGACAUACUUAACCACGUGGCUGGGCUCAUCCUGAGGAGUUUUUCCAACGUUCAUUUCAUGCCAAAACAGGCUGUGAUCACAACCUGGGACAAGGUCGGCCGCCACCUGGAGUUCCCCUUCCUGCCUGAGUCCUCAGAUAAGAUGAACACCUUUCAAGCUGUGCUGGCCUCUGACUCCCAGGACUCCUAUGCCCUGCUCCUGUACCCCCCCGAGGGGCUGCAGUUCCUGGGGACCAUGCCCAAGACCUCCCACAGCCCGGGUGUGGAGCUCCUGGCCAGAGCAGGCUUCAGCGGCUGGCAGAGCUCCACCUCAGAAGAGCGGAGCUUUCCUCUCCCUGUGCAGAGUGUCAGGAGCCUGGACCAGGAGGGGAAUGCGGGGGUGAGAGGGCUGUGGCUGUUCCAGAUCGGUAGCAGCUCUGCCUUUGAGGACAUCCUCAGCCCUGGGCCAGGUCCCUCCCUCCCCCCGGCUCAGCCCAGGGCCAGGUCCCUCCCUCCCCCCGGCUCAGCCCUGGGCCAGGUCCCUCCCUCCCCCCGGCUCAGCCCUGGGCCAGGUCCCUCCCUCCCCCCGGCUCAGCCCAGGGCCAGGGCCGGACACAGAGAACCAGCAGCAGACACUGUCGCCUCGGUUGUGGCAGAUCUAGUGGACGAUUUCUCCAUCCUGCCCCCUGUGUCCCCCGGCCCUUUAAGUGCAUGUGGCCGCAUCCUGCACCUCUGCUCCCAGGACGGCUACUGCACAGACCACCCCACAGGCCCCUGCUGCCGCUGCAGAUCUGGUUACUACGGCAACGGGAGACGGUGCUUGCCCCAGGGUGUCCCCCAGCGACUGAACGGCAAGGUGAGCGGGAAGCUGACUUUGGACGGGACUGAGGUUUUGCUGAAGGGGGUGGAUCUCCAUGGUUACGCUGUGGUGGCCGAUGGUCGGGUCCAUGUCUCAGUCAGCCCCAUCCCAGAAAAGGUGGGCUGGGCUCUAAUGACGGUCAGCCCUCUCAUUGGCCUUUUCGGCUGGCUGUUUUCCCAAGAGCUCCAGGACUACAAAAAUGGCUUCCAUCUCACAGGUGGCGAGUGGACACAUCAAGCAAGAGUGACGUUCCACCCCGGGAAACAGAAUCUGACCGUGACCCAGGAAGCUCAGGGGCUGGGCCCCCCCCACCCUGCCUGGGUGGAGACCCUCCUGCAGGGAGAGCUGCCCCUCAUCCCAGCUGGUGCCACAGUGCAGCUGGAGCCACACAAGGAGACCUACCAAUACAACCACUCGGUGGCAACCUCUUCAUCGCUGCGAGAUUUCUCAGUGGUGUCUGACAACCGAGGGUUCGAGAAGCUGUCCUACUUCCUGCGUCAGGAUGUGAUGUAUAAGGGCUGUGCCCACAGAUCGCUUCCUGACACCCAGUUCCAGCAGCUCAACACUGAGCGUCUCUUGGUCAUGUACAACAAGGAAACACAAAGUCUGAUGUAUUCCAUCUCCAACACUGUUGGUCCUGUGGGAGGGGGGCUACCUGACCCAGACUGGGUGAACCCAUGUUCUGCUGGGGCACACUACUGUGAACCCAUGUCCAUCUGUGUGCCUGGGACUGGAACUGACUACUACUGCCAGUGUGCCUCUGGAUACAGAGGAGAUGGACGCAGUUGUUAUGAUGUGGACGAGUGUUCUGAGGGCCUGGACAGCUGUGGGCUUCACUCCCAGUGUGUCAACCUGCAGGGGAGCCACCACUGUGUCUGCAACGCCGGCUUUGAGUUUGACCCUGAUUGGCGAACCUGUGUGGACAUUGAUGAGUGCUAUCUGAAGCAGUGCCACCCAUUGGCCUCCUGCUCCAACUCUGAGGGCUCCUUCCACUGCCAGUGCUGGCCAGGGUACCAUGGAGAUGGACUGCUGUGUGGCCAAUCAGUCAUCGCUCAGCGCCUAGCUGUGGUGCCGGAGCCUGUGAGGCGCCCUUUGAGCCUGUGUGAGCAGCUCAGAGCCAGCCUGCAGGGGGAGGGGCCUGGUGCCUGGGGAGGCCAGGCCUUCCUGCCCCAGUGUGACCAGGACGGCCAGUACCUCCCCCUGCAGUGCCAUGGCUUGACUGGGCAGUGCUGGUGUGUGGACAGCAGGGGGCAGCAGAGAGCAGGAACCAGGGCUGACCCUGGCAGUCCUCCAGUCAGCUGUGUCACAGAAGCCCCGCCCCCCCCCGCCCCUCCCCUGGGGAACGUUGCAGACAGCAUGUGUGAGCGCUGGAGGCGGGAUCUGGAGGAGCAGUAUGGAGGCCAGGCGUCUCCUCAGGACUACAUCCCCCAGUGUGCCCCUCAGGGUCACUUCCUGCCUGUCCAGUGCUACGGUGACAGCACCUUCUGCUGGUGUGUCGACCCAGAUGGAAGAGAGGUCCUGGGAACACGCUCGCGACACGUCGUCAAGCCUGCCUGCCUGCCAACCGUGCCCUCACAAGCCCCUCAGCCAUUGGUCCAUCCAGGUGUGGUGUCCCAGCCCCCGAGGCCGGCAGUGGUGUUCUCUCAGGGACACCAGAUCACAGCUGUUCCUCUGGACGGACACCGGCCAGUCUGGAGGAAGGCUGUGCUGCUGCUCACUCUGAAGGAUGCCAUAGUGGUCGGGAUGGACUAUGACUGCAAGGAGAACCAGCUGUACUGGUCAGAUGUGGCCAGUCAGACCAUCAGCAGAGUCACACUGGAGGCUGGAGCACAGCCAGAGAGCUUCAUCCACUCAGGUGUGAGCCGUCCCGAGGGGUUGGCAGUGUGUGUGCGGUCCAGAAGGCUGUUCUGGGUGGACAGUGGCUCCCUCAGGAUAGAGGUGGCGUCUCUGGCUGGUGGAGACAGCGCCGUCCUGAUCAACUCUGACCUCAGCAACCCCAGAGCCAUCGUUGUGGACUCUACCAGUGGAACCCUGUUUUGGACUGACUGGAACCGCGACGGUCCGAGGAUUGAGAGCUGCUCUGUGUCGGGUCAGAACCGGCGAUUGUUGGUCCAGCAGGGGGUCACGCUACUCACUGGCCUGACCCUUGACCUCCAGACGAAGCAUGUGUGCUGGGCAGACGCAGGUUCCAUGAAAGUGGAGUGCAUAGCCCCCGAUGGUUCAGAGAGGAGAGAGAUCUACAGAUGUCCAGAUGACUACCCGUUCAGUAUCGUUCUUCAUGGCGACAUCCUUUACUACACAGACUGGGAGAGGGACGGGGUUGUCAUGGUAGACAAAGGGGAGAGCAACCAGACAGACCAGUAUCUACCGCUGCGUAGAUCUCACCUGUAUGGAAUCACAGUCGUCACAUCUCAGUGUCCUUCAGGGCAACGUUGAGGAGUCUGGUGCGGUGUGUGUUUGGAGGGCUGGAGGGAUGUCCUGAGAGAGGCCUACUGCUAAA
Molecule: messenger RNA, 3847 nt
Organism: Hypomesus transpacificus
Lineage: Eukaryota; Metazoa; Chordata; Actinopteri; Osmeriformes; Osmeridae
Gene: nid2b
Product: nidogen 2b (osteonidogen)
Exons: 20
Coding region: 154-3783 (1209 amino acids)
Biological process (GO): cell-matrix adhesion
Cellular component (GO): basement membrane
Molecular function (GO): calcium ion binding
Source: RefSeq, a predicted model, not a curated record